AGAAUGUGUUGGAACUCCUAUCCUUAUUCGAAUAUGUUAGUGUGACUGUUAUCUUUGUGGUUUUUUUAACUCAAUUUGUAUUGUUUUGGGAGAUUGAGCUUGUGGAUUUUAUAGCAAAUUGAUCACAAGCCAACUUCCUCAAUUUCCUUUUCAUAUUUUCAUCUCAGAAGGCCAAGAACAAGGUGUGUUGCUUUCAUGGGCGUGGUUGUUGAUAUGCAAAACGAUGGUGCUGCAAAGGGUUCUUGGGACUUCAGUAAUUUUGUUAGGCGGAAGCAUGUUGAUUCAGUUCUCAUUAGGAGAAAGCCUGGCCAACAGUUGGCUAAGAAACUUUCUGCUAUUGACCUCAUUGCUAUUGGUGUAGGAGCAACUAUUGGCGCUGGAGUAUAUAUUCUUGUUGGAACUGUUGCUAGAGAACAAACAGGACCAGCUCUUACUAUAUCAUUCUUUAUUGCUGGAAUUGCAGCCGCUCUCUCAGCUUUUUGUUAUGCAGAACUUGCAUGUCGAUGCCCAUCUGCUGGGAGUGCCUAUCAUUAUACAUACAUCUGCAUAGGGGAGGGUGCUGCGUGGUUGGUUGGUUGGGCAUUGAUACUGGAAUAUACAAUUGGUGGUUCAGCCAUUGCUCGUGGCCUAACCCCAAAUCUGGCCUUAUUUUUUGGAGGUGAGGAUAAGCUGCCUUCUUACUUGGCCCGUCACACCAUUCCAGGGCUUGGUACUGUUGUAGACCCGUCUGCAGCUGUUUUGGUUCUUGCUGUCACUGUACUCUUGUGCAUGGGAAUCAAGGAGAGCUCAUUGGCGCAAGCCAUUGUUACAACAGUGAAUAUCUGUGGGAUGCUGUUUAUCAUAAUAGUGGGUGGAUAUUUGGCUUUUAAGACUGGAUGGAUUGGUUAUGAACUUCCUAGUGGGUACUUCCCUCUUGGUUUAAAUGGGAUGCUUGGAGGCUCUGCUGUAGUGUUCUUUUCAUUCAUUGGGUUUGAUGUUGUUGCUAGCACAGCUGAAGAGGUGAAAAAUCCUCAGCGAGAUUUGCCCCUAGGUAUAGGGAUAGCUUUGUCUAUAUGUUGCAUUUUGUACAUGCUUGUGUCUGUUGUUAUUGUUGGCUUGGUGCCUUACUUCGCAUUGGACCCAGACACUCCUAUCUCUUCAGCAUUUGCUUCUCAUGGGAUGCAAUGGGCAGUGUACAUAAUAACAACUGGGGCAGUAACUGCUCUCUGUGCAAGUCUAAUGGGUUCUCUUCUUCCUCAGCCUCGAAUGUUUAUGGCAAUGGCUAGAGAUGGAUUGUUGCCUUCAUUUUUCUCAGAUAUUAAUGAACAAACCCAAGUUCCAGUGAAGAGCACAAUAGCAAUCGGUUUUCUUGCUGCAGCCCUAGCUUUUUUUAUGGACGUUUCACAGUUAGCAGGGAUGGUUAGUGUGGGUACUCUUCUUGCAUUCACUGCUGUUGCAGUUUCAGUCUUGAUACUCAGAUAUGUUCCACCAGAUGAGGUGCCACUCGCAUCUUCACUUCAUGAAUCUGUUGAUUCAGCAUCACUGCAAUACAGUGGCGGUGAUAUCCAGGGUGUUGCCAGUCAAAACUUUAAAGGUUCUCCCAAUUACAGUGCAACUAGUCAGUGUUUGCUUGACAAAGCAGGGACAUCAACUAAGCACCCUCUUCUUCAGAAACACAAAGCUCAAAAUGAACCAAAUCAACUAAAGAGGCGGAAAAUUGCAGCUUGGAGUAUAACAAUUAUCUGCAUAGGGGUGCUUGUCCUUACUUAUGCAGCUUCAUAUGAAUUCCUUCCCAGCCUUCUGCGGUUCACGUUGUGUGCAGCGGGUGGAGCUCUUGUGUUGUGUAGUUUGAUUGUUCUAGCUUGUAUAGCACAGGAUAAUGCAAGGCACAGCUUUGGACACACAGGAGGUUUCAUUUGCCCUUUUGUUCCAUUUUUACCUGUUGCUUGCAUCCUUGUCAACACCUACUUGUUAGUUAAUCUAGGGAGUGGCACGUGGAUCCGUGUUUCAAUAUGGCUACUAGCAGGAGAAUUAGUUUAUUUAUUUUAUGGUCGGACGCAUAGUUCACUGACAAAUGCUGUGUAUGUGUCAACUGCUUAUGCUGAUGAGAUCUAUCGCACAUCAUCAAGCCGUCUGGUGUAGAUUGUGGAAGAAUGCAUCAUAAACAACUUGCUCUGGGAUUAUGAGAUCUACUGCAGCUCAUGAGGCCAUCUGAUGUAAAGUUUGCCGUCUUUACUUAUCAAUGGAAAUCGAUCUCGUGUCUGUAAUUUGAUAUUGCAACUGGGGUGGCAGAAGGCCUUUGUAAUUUUAUUGUAUAACGUGUAAAUAGCUUACAGCUCAAAACAUGUUGAUCGUAUUACGAGGAACUCCUAGAAAGCUGUCUACUUUUUUACAACUGGGUGGUUUUAAAUAGGCCUGGCCACUGGUCUGGACAGUUUUUAGAAUCAGAAUUAAAUUGAUCAGUCAUAAAUUCAGUAACAAUUCCAUUUUCA
This is a messenger RNA of Manihot esculenta (cassava), 2471 nucleotides long. RefSeq names its product cationic amino acid transporter 4, vacuolar. Gene Ontology annotation, biological process: amino acid transport; transmembrane transport. The transcript is spliced from 14 exons. Gene Ontology annotation, molecular function: amino acid transmembrane transporter activity. The coding region runs from base 196 to 2121 and encodes 641 amino acids. Gene Ontology annotation, cellular component: membrane. The record is from RefSeq and is a predicted model, not a curated record. NCBI's taxonomy places the organism in Eukaryota, Viridiplantae, Streptophyta, Magnoliopsida, Malpighiales, Euphorbiaceae.